This is a messenger RNA of Anastrepha ludens (Mexican fruit fly), 2141 nucleotides long. RefSeq lists its product as uncharacterized. The record is from RefSeq and is a predicted model, not a curated record. The transcript is spliced from 5 exons. The coding region runs from base 170 to 1411 and encodes 413 amino acids. Lineage: Eukaryota; Metazoa; Arthropoda; Insecta; Diptera; Tephritidae.
GUAAAAGUUUUCCGAUGUCAAAACAAAAUUGAAAAAACUUAAACGAACACAAAGCGAAGUAUAUUCGUAAUUUAUUUCAUACAAAGGGAAACCACGAAAAUUCUUUUUACGAUUAAAAAAAGCAUGGAAAGUGGAAAAAGAAACUGUUGAAAUUGUAGUUUGCUGUAAUAUGGACGAAUUUAAUUUUGCUAAUGGCGUUCCCGCUGUGCUUACACGCCAUAUAGUGCUGCAAAAAUAUGUGAAUGCGCUUCGCCACUUUCGUAAUUUAUCUGAAAACUCAUUCCAAAUACGACCCUUUUAUUUCGAUAAUUACGUGUUAUGGCAGUAUUUUCAACAACAAAGCUCACUGGAAACGGAUCGCGAUUUGGAUAUAAGAAACUACUCAACACCAUCUUCUUUAGCAUUUCUUAAAUUAGAGCUGCUCAGUCAGAUCCUUGAUCGCCGUCGGCAAAUUCUUUAUUGGCUGUUUUAUCUUAUGUUACUUUCACUGUGCGUAUUUGCUUAUCGCCAUCGGAAUGACUCACUAUACACCGAAGCAUCAUUGUCAGCACCAGGAGAACAGAGUGUUCAUUCAUUUGUUUAUCCCAGCAUGCGAAUGUGGCGUCGCAUUACACUGCCAUUGUUGCAACGUUUCCCACGACUUACAGAAUUGUACGACGAGUCGUGCCUCAUGCAAAAUCCUUUCUUCCAAGGUGUAAAUGCACUCAAUUGUGAUCCUUGUUCCAAUGUAGAAAGUGUACUUGAUUUAACAGCAGAGACAGCAAUACAUUAUGAGGACUCUAACAAAUCUCAAAAUGAACGCAGUAAAAAGGACAGUACAGCCGAUAUGUCAAAUGAAUUUGUGCCUUUUGUAUUUAAGAUAAAACAAGAACCAAUUCAGCUCGAGGAUUUCUACAAUGUUUAUGUCAACAAUCAUGAGAUCUUCCUGCGUGACGCUUAUCGCGUGCAAUCGACUAAUCGUGACGUGACCAACCUUGAGGAGCUCUUCACCAAAUUCAAUCACUCACAACGUAAAGAAGAGCCCAUGCAUAACUUAGAGACGCAUAACAUGUGGCGCUGUAAUCGUAUGUUGCCGGCACGCCUAUUACGUAAACUGUUUGCAAGCCCAACUUUGCGUCUGACCCGUACCGGCAUAGCGCUGGAACGGUACAUGGCCAUCGAUACAGCUCAAGCUCCCGCGUACACCUUGCCCGACACCGAAUGUGCAAAUGUAUACGUGCAACAAGCGCUUGGAACUCGUUAUAUUUUUCUACGUCCAACAAGUGAAUGUCGACAUCAUUGCCGAACAUUGUCAUUACGUUUACCACAAUCUUUCGUCCUCAGCUACAAUUGGCAAUAUUGGAAACCAAUUUCUGCCCCCGACCCUAUACACGAUUCGUACUCAAUUACACUAAUUGGGUCUUAUUGUUAAGGUCUUGUGUCAUAUUUACUCAUAUUUUUACAUCUAAAACCGGAGCGGGAAACCGAGUCACACUAACACAAUUUAUCCAUCUACAUACGAAUGAGGUUUAAGAAAAUCGCACUGCACCUCAUUAAUCCAUUCAUGGAGAAAAUAUACAUUUCAAUAUUCAUAAGUAAUACAGAUGACUCUGGAGAAAUGGAUUAAAAUAAUCAAAAAGUUAGUCGAAAUGUGGAUUCAGUUUAUCACGCGAAAGAGUUCAAUAGGCAUUUAGCUAAUAAAUAUUUUUUAGUUGAUGAAAAUCAAAAAAUUGGGCAAUUCCAGUGCUUAUUAAAAGAUCCGAUUCGAAAUUGAUGUUGUUGUUGUUGUAGCAGCAUAAACAUUCCCCUUACUUAUAUGCUGCUGGAGUGACAGUCCUUGGCCGGAUAUAAAUCCGAGUCGUUUCGGUAACGUAGAACUGUCGUGGAAACGAAAUCGGUCAUUUUGUUCGCAUUCGUCAUGAAAAUAUUCAAAAAAGGAGUCAUGUAAAGGAUUAAUUACAGAUCUAAGUUGCCGACAAUGUGAAAAUGAAAGUGAUCAGCACAUUUGCAUUUAUACAUCUUAAUUUGUUUUUAUUUCAAAACAAUUCUGCCUAUAAUAUAGCUAUAAGAUUUUCCUUUUAUAAUAAACAUGAUUUUAAUUUUACAUUUAAGAAUACGAAUUAUCAAGAAAUAUAUGACUAAGUUUUAUUUUCGAAAAUGAA